AUGAGUGCUAAAAAUUAUAGACUAAUUCACAAUAAAACCUUACCCACAUUCUAAUACCAAAAUGAGCCUUUGCAAGUGAAUGACCAAUAUCAAGUCUAUAUGUCUACGCAGCCUAAUGCUGUUGAGUAACUAAUCUUAAAAGAUUAAGCAAAACCGAAAACUUCGAUUUUAGAUAAAUUUAUGGAUACAGACAAAAGCAGAAGCAGAACAGCCUAUAACCCAGGAUUUCUCUAAUAAAACUCCUUAAAAAAUGAAAAGCCCAAUCAAUCUGUUUAAUUUGCUGAGAAUCUUCAGACCCCUUAAUAUAAUUAUUAGAAUUAGAAUUAAAACAAUAUAAACCAACUUAGCAAGAAAACUGUUACAUUAAAAAACCUCCAAUAAACAUUGUUAUUUGAUGAAAGGACUAAUUCCGUACCCAAGGCAGCUAUCUAAAAUCAUAUUAUUGACGACAUAGUAAAGAAUGGAGAUAUAAUCCUCAAGCAAAAGGGAUUGUUGAAUCAGGUUUAAAACUUAAAAAGGUUAAAGUUGCUUAAAUAAUAUGAAUUUAAUCAUUAUUGCUUGCCAGGAAUUGGAAAAUCACCUUAUGUGUUUAAUGAUGCUCAUUCAAAAAGCACAAAUCCUGGUUAUUCAAGAAACAAAGAAGGAGGAAAGUUUUUUACAAGAUGA
Molecule: messenger RNA, 666 nt
Organism: Paramecium tetraurelia
Lineage: Eukaryota; Ciliophora; Oligohymenophorea; Peniculida; Parameciidae
Exons: 2
Source: RefSeq, a predicted model, not a curated record